Molecule: messenger RNA, 726 nt
Organism: Metarhizium robertsii ARSEF 23
Lineage: Eukaryota; Fungi; Ascomycota; Sordariomycetes; Hypocreales; Clavicipitaceae
Exons: 1
Coding region: 1-726 (241 amino acids)
Source: RefSeq, a predicted model, not a curated record
AUGCUAUCCGAUCAAGAAAACGAUCCUUUCCUAAAGGCUGAGGCCGAUACUGUGGCGUCAAAAGAAGACUUUCAGAGUCUACAUGACGCAUCCAUCCAUAAUUGGCACACCUGUCGAUCUUAUGCCACAUCGCUGAAAACAUAUUGGCUGCCCAUCUUCGUUUUCUCCACGACAUCUCUCGUCUGGGGCUUCAUCCUUCUGUAUUUCUUACGACAAGCGCCUCACUUCACUCACAUAACAAGCCAUUUCGCCGAGGACAAUCAGAUCUACGGCAUGCCCAUAUCCGGGUACAAUUUCCUGAGAUGUGGAACAUCCGUCGCCGACGCAAAAGCUUUCGGCUGCGAGUACGACAUACUUGCCAACCACUGGGUGCCUAAGCUUUGCAUUGACCAGAAGGCGGUGGAGGAUUAUCAAAGCGACGGAACUUGGCAUGGAUUUGCCGAUGAAAAUAGGACAGAGCCAAUCAGCUUGGAAGCCAUGGGAGAGCUUGAGUACUACUAUACGUCAGAGAGAGAUCAUAUUGUACAUUGCGCAAUGCUAUGGAGGAAGCAGUAUAAUGCAUUCGCCCAGGGACGCAAGUAUCUUGACUCCAUUACUGCAGAUCCGGAACAUACAAACCAUUGCAUACAUUAUUUGAUGGAUAUGACAGAUCUUGGCCAGGACUUCAGAACGGUAUCGCUCCAAGUCAACGUCGGUUUUGCCGGUUGCUACGUAGGAGAGGAUUAG